UCACAAAUCGCGACAUGGAUCCCUCACCGCAACGACUACUUGGAUGCGCUCUUGGCCCAUGAGGCACCCGGUCUCAAGCAAAAUACGUUGAAAUGUCAAACCGUCGUUCACAACGACGAUGGGACCACCCGUGCGUGUGGCACGCCCAGUCCGACCAUCAGAUGCCGCGAUUGCUUCAGCUGCCAGACCAUCGAAUGCGUCCAAUGUUGUCUGCGACGCCAUAAAGACUUGCCGUUUCAUCGUAUCGAGCAAUGGAACGGUCAUUAUUUCAAGCGUACCAGCCUUCAUGGCUUAGGCUACAAGCUCCACCUCUGUCGUUUCGGUGCGAAAUGUUCGAAUUCUACGCCCGGCCCCCGGAACUUCGUCGUAUUCCAUACCAAUGGUCACCAUCGCCUGCGCCUCAUCUACUGUGGGUGCGGCACACCCGUCAAGUCCGAGCAGCUUCUUCUAUUUCGUCUGUUUCCUGCGACAACGGCUGAACCUCGGACGGCCUUCACGUUCGAUUGUCUCAACACUUUUCACCUGCUCAAUUUGCAAGGCAAGCUCACGUUGCACGAUUACUAUCAAGCUAUGAUUCGAAUGACGGACAACAUGGAACCUGCGCCUGGCAUUUGGAGGUACCAUGACGCCAUCCUUGCCGUCCGUGAGUGGCGUCAUUUGAAGAUGCUCAAACGAGCCGGCAGGGGUAACGAUCCGUCAGGAAUACGAGGCACACCUGUCGGAGGACUUGCCGUGGAAUGCCCCGCGUGUCCGCAUCCCGGUCGCAAUCUCCCAGACAACUGGGAGACGGAUCUGCGCAGGUCAUGGUUGUAUACCCAGUUCAUCGGGGUGGACGCUUGCUUUAAGCUGAAAUUGAGGGAUCGUGGCUUCCAAGACCCGGCUUUAGGCGAUGGCUUGGCAUAUUUUGUUUCCGAUGUGCAAUAUAAACACCACCUUAAAGAAUGUACAAACGUACAGGAUGUAGAACCCUGCGACGCGCAUCAUCAUGCGGUCAGCCAGAUGAACACUAAGAACAACAACAAGAAGGUGCUUGUGACCGGGCUCGGAGCAGUGGUGUGCGCGCGGCAUUCUCUCAUGAGGAAGAAUGCGGUCGCCGAUCUGACUAAAGGCGAGCGACAAGUCACGAUGGACUACAUCUUCUGGUCUACGCUGGCAGACUCGAAUAUAUCGAUGGUGGUAGCGUCGUACGAUAUCGCUUGCUCCUGGUCUAUUCACUUGAUGGAUCGACUACGACGAAAUUACGCAGACAAACUGGUUCAGAAGUUCUCCAGGAUUGGGUUCAUCUUCAUGGUGCCGAAGGUACAUCUUCCCAGUCAUGGAAAGAAAUGCCGACGGUUAUACGACUUUCAACACCAGCCGCAUGUCGGUCGCACACACGGAGAAACUAUAGAGCAGCAGUGGGCUCAUCUAGGCGGGGUGGCGACCAGUACCGUCGAGAUGGCUCCGGAAGGUCGGCGUUCUGCCCUCGAGGAUCACAUGGGUAAUUGGAACCACGUCAUGAAGAUCAAUAUGGGCAAAAAUAUGUUUUGGUCACUGACAGAAGCCCUGAACCAAAGCGUCAAGCAUCGUCAACUUUACGAGGAUUUGUCAAGCACCUUCGAUGAAGGCACCAUCCAGAGGUGGACGGGCCUCAUCCACGCGUUUGAACGGGACAAAAAGGCAGGGAAGGAUCCAUAUGCCGAACCCGAGCAAUCGCAGACAUAUGAUCAGAUCCGGAAACGACUCGAAGACGAGGAGAAGGCGACUGAAAAAGAUUCAGAAUCGGAUGGCUCAACGUUGCAACAUGAUUUCUCACCAUCGGAGUACGUUCAGCGCGCUCUAAAGCUCCUCGAUAGACAGCGCGCCAUGACACGCGACAUAGCGACACAGCAAGCAGAGCACCAUUGCACCACGGCCGAUUUGCAACGGAAGCGUGAGGUGUUCCGAAGCGAUGUCAGGAGUCUCACAAAGGUUGCCGUCCUAUUCAUGCCGUGCCUUGCUCUGGCUUCGGAGGAUGAAGAGGUUUUGCCAUCUACAUCUAGAAGUAUCGUCCAUCUUCCAUCCUCCCUGGUCGCCGCGGGCCUUCCGCUGUCGGGCUGCGUGUCGGGUAUUGUUCGCGCCGAAGAACAGAUGCGUACUGCGGAGGCGGCGGACGCCCUCGAAGCUCUCUGUAGAAUGAGACGCUCGUAUAUGGGGCUGAUCCACAAGUACAAGGUUAAUGUCUUCGGUUCAACGUCCGCCAAUACUCGUUCCCGGGCCGUUCUCAAGGGCGUGGGUCGCAAAAUACAUCUCUUGGCCCUGAAGUAUCGCGAUGCACGUUUGGCGCUUGUGGCUCUCAACCCGAAGGGCUCGUGGCGCGAUUUCCUACUCGAGCUUCGAGAUGACGACAUCCGCGGCCCUUAUCCAGAGGAGGACGAAAGAGAAGGGCGUCGCGAAGACUCCUGGAUAUGGCGAUCACGAGGACGUCUAGUACGUCAGGUGCUGAAGCUUGAUGGGUCUGUGGAUGGCAUGCGGCUCAGCGCCGAGGAGGAACUGGACGAGACCAUGCUGUAUAUGUGGGCAGCUGCGCGCGCCCGCUUUCUCCGAUGGCAGGAGGAAGUGCACCUCCUGGUCGAGGAGAUGCGGCGGAUCAUCGCAUUCCUUCAUUGGCAGGCCGACUCAUGGCUGUCCAAGCGUGGCUCUCGUCAUGGAGUGGUCAUCUCGUUCGCUGCCGAUUGCUACGCUUCCAGACAGGCUGAUCAAUGCCGUGCGCUCGCCGCCAGUUUCGUGCAGCGAUGGGCACCACUACUGAAGAGGACGGGUCAUGGAGAACCGUGGAUCCACGAAUAUGUUUCGUCUUUGGAGAACACCUCACUUGAGGACAGGGACGAGGAGGCGGUUGAUGAGGAACUGGUAGACGCAGAGGACGAGAAUGAGGAUGGGGACCAAGAUGAGGACCAGGAUGUGGGCCGCAAGAACGCUGUUUUGGACGCUACUGACUAUUCCGUAUAUCUAACAACCGACUAG
Molecule: messenger RNA, 2985 nt
Organism: Punctularia strigosozonata HHB-11173 SS5
Lineage: Eukaryota; Fungi; Basidiomycota; Agaricomycetes; Corticiales; Punctulariaceae
Exons: 9
Source: RefSeq, a predicted model, not a curated record